Sorex araneus (European shrew) is the source of this 6985-nucleotide messenger RNA. RefSeq names its product interactor of little elongation complex ELL subunit 1 (gene ICE1). NCBI's taxonomy places the organism in Eukaryota, Metazoa, Chordata, Mammalia, Eulipotyphla, Soricidae. The transcript has 19 exons. The record is from RefSeq and is a predicted model, not a curated record. The coding region runs from base 120 to 6341 and encodes 2073 amino acids.
GCGCCCGCGGCCGCGCUCUCGGGAGCGCCCUUGGCCGGCCCGCGGGCACCGCGUGCGCGGAUGGAGCCGCCCGGGCGCGGCGGCGGCAGCAGGCGAGGGGCGCGCCCGGCCGCGGCACCAUGAUGCCCGGGGAGACGCGCCCGGCGGCGCCCGGGACGGCGGCCGAGCUGACGCGCUGCCAGGGCUGCGCGUCGCUGCAGCAGAAUUUAAAUGAAUAUGUUGACGCAUUAAUUACCUUGAAGCAAAAAAUCAUUAAUACGGAUAACUUAUUGACAGAGUAUCAGAAGAAAUGUGAUGAGCUGCAGUUUGCAAGAAGAGAGAACAGUACCCUGCAUCACCAAGUGGAGCAGAUGCUCCAGAAGAUCUCUCCCCUGCAGCAGUGCCAGGAGGAGCUGGGGUCUUUGAAGGCAGAGCUAGAAGAGAAGAAGAGUUCUCUCAAGCUGUACCAGGACACGCACCAGGAGUACGCCCGGGUCAAGGAGGAGUGCCUGAAGAGCGAUGCACAGAAGAAGAAACUCGAAGCCAAGGUGAAGAAGCUGGAAGAGGCCGCGGUCAAGCACACACAGGACUUCAAGCAACUGAGAAAUGAGAAGAAAAUCCUGGAAAAGGAAUUCAGGAAGACGCAGGAAAGACUGGAUGAAUUCUCCAAACAGAAGAAUGAAAGGGAGUUGAGACAUAUCGGGACUCAGAUUUCAAGCGACUCUUUGGGGAACAUUGAUAAAAGAAGGGUGAAGCUGCUCCUGAAGGAGCUCUGGCUCUGCAUCAACACCGCACACAGACUCCCGGGGGACGGCAGCAGGCUCGGGACAGAAAAACCUGCCCGGGAAAGCUCCCCGCUGCGAGAAUGUGGGGGCGAGGGGUCUCCGCGAGCAGUGGGCGGCAGCCCCAGCCAGGCCGAAGACGUGCGCACGUGCCUGACGGAGCUGUCCAUGGAGAUCGAGGGCAGCUUUUCCCCCCGUGCGUCUGUGGAGGAGUCGCAGAGGGGCGGCCGUGCUGCAGCCCCCAGUGCCCGUGCCCUGGCCCCAGUGGACGAGGACCUGCAGGCAGCAGUGGACUUCUUCAGGAUGCCCCCACCACUCCUGUCGCCCGUGCCAUCCCCCCCGCUUGUGUCCUUGCCCCCCUGGGGCACGCUCCCCUCUCCGCUGGGGCCGGAGUCCUGCUUUGAAGACUCUGCCGUCUCCAGCGAUAGUGACUGUGCCCAGCAGAGAGGCCCCGCGGAGUCCGUCUCCGAGGAUGAGCCCGCCGAGUCACCGCCUCGCUGGGACGCUCCCAGAGCAGCCCAGGGGUGUGAUCGUGGCGAGGAAAAGCGUGGGGUGCAGGAGGGCCCAGACCGAGUGACCUCCAUGGGAUUGGGGACGUUCACGGCCUCCCUGAGCGAGCCCUCCACCACCUUCUCCGCUGGGGAGCGGCACUGGACCGUGGGGUCCGAGUUCACAUGCCCAGGUCCCAAAGAUCCGCAGGGAGCAGUGCAGGAGUUGGACAAGGCUGUGCAGACCGAGGGGACGCCUCUGCGACCCCGCAGCCAUGCCCAGGACGAAAAGUCCCCAGGGCAGCCUCUCCUGGGCUCUCCGCUGCACCCGAGGCCCCUCAGUGAGCUCGAGACUCCGGGGAUGCCCCUGCUGUCUGGAGUGAUGGCGGCCCCCACGUCCCAGCUGACUGAGUGGCCACUGGCCAGCAGGGUCACGCCCGGGUCAAAUGGUGCAGCAGCAGCUGAGUCUGGAGCAUGGGAGGAGGACAGAGAGGACAGGGCCCUUGCCAAGGACUGUCCGGAGCUGGAAGGUGCACGGGCUGCUGGGGGCACCCCAAGACCAUCUGCCUUCCAGGCCCGGGCCCCCACCGUGCCCCCCAGCAGGGACUCGCCACCCUCUGAACAAAGGCUGCAGCAGCGGCCUGAAUCCCCAGCAUCCUGGAAAGAAGAAAGUGACCAGGACACCAGCUUGGGACUGUGCCCUAGUGAGGCACGGGGCCCUGCGGGCCGAGAUAGUACCCAGGCCCCUUUCCCUCCUCAGUCAGUAUUCACCAGGGUGCCCGCUGAUGGGCCGAGUGGCCGUCAGUCUCCCCGAGCUCUCACUACCAGCCACUGCCAGCCUGCGCCCGGCGGGAGAGGCCUCGGCCUGCACCAGCACACAUCCUGGCACCAGAGCCCGGUGCUCCGUGAAGCGGGACCCGAAGGGGGGCCGCGGGCCGCAGCAGAGUCCCCACCAGCCACACCGGCCAUCUUCCCAGACAGUGCUUCGGCAUUCCGGGGAGACGAGAACCCGGGGGUGCUCAGGGCCACCGCCAAACCGCAGUCCAACCAAGUAUCGGUCAUCACCAAGCAGACGCGCCCUGGGCCCCUGGACAGAGCCCAGCCUGCACCGCCGAGACCGCCCCAGGAGGAGGCGCCCCUGGUGGCAGCUGGGCCCCCUGCCAGAACUGAGCCUCUGGCACCCCCAGACCCAGUGAGAGGCCGAGAGAGAGAGGGGGCAGCCCUCAAGGCCUGGCAGGCCAUGGCCAUGAGGCGGGCCUCCCCGGAAGUCUCCAGCACUUGUCGGAAAUUAGACUUCGAUGCUCCAAGUGGGUCUUUGACGGCAGGAAGUUCUCAUCACUUUGCAAACAGUAUUUUAUCUCUCUCUUACGACCACAUCUCCGCGCAGAAGCGAGAGUCGGGGCCGGAGGCUGUGGUGCUCCCAGAGACGCAGAGGUGGCAGAGCAGAGGCGUCAGCCCGGAGCCAGCCGUGCCCGUGCCCAGAGGACUCCCCGCCCAGGAAAGGCCCAGCGUCACCCCUGCCACGCGGCAGAGCCCCCAGGACCCCCCCAGGUGCUGCCAGAGCCCCACCCCCACAGCUGUGGCCCCGUCGGCAUCUGGCAGAGCACAAGGGCCACCCUGUGCCGGGCCCCCCAAGAGCCUCCCCGGCGUGCUGUACCACUACACGGGCGUCCGCGAGCAGCAGAGGGUGGACACUGAAGUGGAGGAGAGCGAGGCCCCGAGCUGCAGCGAGGGUGAGGCCGAGCCAGAGGCUGCCCCGGCCGCUGGAGCCGUGCGGGGGGUGGCCCUGGCCAGGCCUGGUCCGGAGCUGGGCGCGCUGACAUCCGCCCUGCAGCACUGCAGCCUCGCCGUGGACCGGCUGUCCACCUCUGACGUGGCCCUCUUCCUGGAGAGCUGCCGCCUGCGCGACAGCAGCUCCGGAGACUCCGUGUCCGAGAGCUCCGGCAAAGGGGCCCCGAGUCAGGACCAGGGGGCGCCAAAGGAGCCCACGAGGCCCAGAGGAGCCGCUGGCGGCCAGUCUGACGCUGCCGGGGAAGCCCAAGAGCCCUUUGGGGGGUGUCCCGAGGAGGAGGAGGAGGGCUCCCUGCAGCUCCCGAGCCAGCUGUCCCAAUGCUCCUUGGACAUGCUGGCCAAGGUGCUGGCCAGGCUGGGGCGCGAGCUGCACAGUGGCUCCGUGGACGCUCGCCUGCGAGAAGCCGGGAGUCUGCUGCUCCUCAACAUGCUCCAGCAGGUGGUGGCCGAGGACGAGCUGGGUGCAGACCCGGCCCCGGGCUCGGGCGGCACGAGUGCUCGGAGCACCCCUGUGGGAGACCCAGCCAUGACCAGGGCUGCUGAGGGCCAGGAGGAGGUGCUGCUGGAGCCGGCCGUGUUCCCAGGCUCUGGGGAGACCCCGGAGGAGACCACUGAGGAGACGCCUGCCACAGAGACCCCUGAGGAGACCCCUGCCACAGAGACCACUGAGGAGACCCCUGCCACAGAGACCACCGAGGAGACUCCUGCCACAGAGCCCCCUGAGACGAUACAGACAGAGACCUACCAGUGCCAGAUCUCCACAGUGACCUCAGAAGUCAUCAACGUGCUACUCAAUAGGGACCAGAACCUGGUCAUCGAGAAGGGGGACAACUGGACCAUCAUCAAUGGGGUCGCCCUCGUGCCCAACGUGGACCAGGUGAUAGUGUGCGACCCACCGGGGGCCGGCCUGGACACCGAGUUCCCUUCCUGCUCCUACCUGGAGGAGGAGGAGGAGGAGGAGGCCCCUGAGGCUGCAGGGCCCGAGUGCCCGGCCCCAGCGCCUGCCAGUGACCCCUCCUGUGUGCAGGAGAUCUCGAGCAGCGGCCAGGGAGCCAACUUCGACAAGAGCCGUUUGCGGAACAGGCCUGUCAAACCCAGCACCAGGAUCAGCUCGGAGAUUUUCGAUCAAGACUUCGAGUCUCCGACCGUUGUGUUUGACCACACCUACUUCAACUCCAAACUCGAGCCGGCCACCAGGAGCAGGACUCGGUCCAGGGUGGCGAGUCGGGAGCCGCCCAGCCGGCCCGCCAAGGCCUCGAGCAGAGCCGACCCCCAUCGGGGUGACGCUCCGGAGCCAUCGCCUGGGGAGAGAGGGAAUGGCAAGUCCCAGCGGACACAGACGCAGACGGUCCUGGCCAACGCGGACACCUCGACUCCGACGGACGGUGCCGGCGACACGCUGAGUAAGAUCCGGCAGGAGGUGGGGCCCCCGCUGCCCCCGCUGCUCGCCCCGCUGAUCGCCACGCCACCCAGGGCCUCCCGCUCCGUCUCUCCUCUGGUCUCCAGCUCCAGCCCCGCCUCGCCCCUUGCCCAGCUGUCACCGCUGUCGGAAGCCCUUGGACUCCCCGCGAUGUCCCCUUUGCCCGAAGACCCAGUGCUGCCUUCUCCUCCCUGCGCCACCACGUCCCCAUCCGCCGCGUCGGCCGGUGAGCGGAUCCUGUCCUCACCCCUGCAGUUCUGUGCCGCGACCCCGAAGCACGCCCUGCCCGUGCCGGGCCGCCUGCCGCCCUUGGCUUCCUCGCACAGCGCCGUGGCGGGGCCCCAGGAGAAUUCGGUGAAGAUCCUGGACACCAUGUACCCCGAGCUGUCCGCCAGGGCCCGCACCCUCAGCCUCCUCAAGGGGAACCUCCAGCUGGCGCGGGGGCCUGCCGACGGCGAGGCCCGGCCCGCACCUGUCAGUGCCAUCUCGGGCUUCAAGGCCAUCACGUCCACGUCCACUGCAUUUGUGAAAACGGGCAGCUCUGGGGGCGACUGUCAGCAGGACAAGCCGCGGGCCGCGGGCGGGAAGAGGCCGCCGUUGCCCUCAUCCCUGAGGAGUGCUAAGAAGCUCCGCCUGCACAGCGCCUCCCCCGAGCCCGAGCCCUGCAGCGCCAGCCCCGGUGGGCACCGGAACCUGCGGAGGAGACCGCCCGCCCCCGACGCUGCCCCCGUGGGGGAGGAGAGAAGCUCCGGGGACCCUGAGCCCCCGGCCUCACAGGCACCCCCUAAGCCCAAAGAAACAGUGGAGUCCCACGACCGGGCCAUCGCGGACGCGCUCAAGAAGAUUGCAGAGGCCGCCUUCGACCUGCUGCCUGUCAUCCGCAGCCACGUCUAUGUGGGCAACAUCUCCAAGAAGCCCGUCAUGCGUGACCAGGAGAAGGAGGUGGUCCACGAGUUCAGCACUGCCAGGAAGCACCUGGCCGAGUGCCUGCUUCACUCGAUCCUCUUGGAGCUGAAGGCUCAGAAGGCGUCUCUGGAGCACAGCUACGUCCACGCGCUCUGCCGAGUGUACGUCGGCGUGUGCCGGCAGCUUGGAGACUUGGAGCGGGCACGCCUCUUCUGCUACAGCCUCCUCAAGGAAGAUUUCCCAGAGUCAGAGAAGCUGGCGCUGUUCAUCGCCAACAUGUGGCAUGACAUAUUCAUCUCUCCGUCGGUCAUCAGCAAAGCCAUGCAGUUGGUGGCCCGGCAGCGUGCUAAGGGCGAGGUUCUCAACUGCCUGAGGGCCUUCCUCAACUGGGAGAAGAACGCGCCUGUGGAUGUCGGCUUCAUGGUCUCCAAGCUGCUUCUGACCGUCCAGUUAUGUCCAAAAACAGAGUUUCAGGCCAGUGAGAAGUUCGGCGAGGACCUGAGUGCCAACACGUGGGAGCACAUAUUUGCCAUUGACCUGCUGUGCUGCCACAAGAAAUGGGUGUGGACACACGACAACAUCAUCAGUAAGGAGCUGUGGCCCGUGAUGGACAAGUGGAUCAAGUACAGGAAAGGACACCCCAACGUCACCUACACGCCCGACAUCAUCAUCGCAUCCAUCCUGCGGCUCAUCGGCCGCCUGGGCCAGCUGGGCCUGAAGGAAGGGUUUCCGUCUGCGGUGAAGAACAUCAGCUCGGUCAUUGGCAUGUUCAUCCAGCAUGCCCGGGACGAAGAUAUCCCCUGGGGCAUCCAGCUGGCCGCUGUGUACGCAUUGUGUGACCUGAGCCCCAGCAAUCCGACGGAAAUCUCCAAGAUCCUCGAAGCCUGGCGUAAAGAGACAUCACACAGCGUGCCGUCAGCCGUGGUGGGCUGCCUGGAGGAGGUGAGCUCCUUGUGUGCAGAGGAGCUCAGCUGAGUGGGGAGCAGUGUCUUGACAGCUCUCCGGACGGAUCCCCUAAGGCUGCAGCCAGAGAGGCCCUGCCCCUGGCGGGUCCGCCCCAAACUCAGCCAAUGGUUUUGUGAGCAGAGGUCCCGGGGCCCUAGUGUUAGGUCUGGGUCAGAUAACAAGAACUUGAACUUUGCCCUUUUUUGCUGCAGAAAGUGUCCUUUUAGUCGCCUUUGUGAUUGAGUGGCGUUUUGUAAUGAAUUUAAUAUGAAACUGCGUUGGUUUGGUCUGGGAGCUCAUUUUGGACUUGGCCCUCACGGGCUGACCAGAAAGAGACGCCGACUGAAGCCGAGCAGCAGCUCCGCCGACGUCCCCGAGGGAGGGCCACACGUUGGGGCUCCCCAGGGCAGAGCCCGCCACCGGCCACUGGCUCCUGCCCGUUCUGCCCACUCUGAUGAGCCGGGCGUGGGUGUGGCGCCUGCGCCCACCCCUCUGCCGUGAGCAUCGGGCAGCUUGAUAAUGUGGAUCACAUUGGAUAAUAUUCCACUUCGGAAUUUUAGUAUUUGUAUAUAGAAAUGGGGUUCAUAACUCACCGUGGCUCUGAUCUGUCUUAUAUUCAUCCUUUCUUAAAAUUCUUGUAUGUGUUUUUUAUAAUAAACUAAAAGUGAGCUAUA